CUCGCGCGCACUCCCGAUACGCCUUAAGAUCUUGCUCGAUCAGUUGUUCAACCAGUUGCCCCACGCGCAAGUGACACGUCUACUAGCCGCCUUUGGCUGGACCUACGAGGAUUAUACGCGAGGAUACAUACUGCAGCAACUCUUUUGAAUGAGUUCAACACGUGCGAGAAGUUUGACAUUUCAUCCGUCGGUGCGCAACCUCGUGGAUUGGUGGGAGGAUAAAAUUAACGAAUGGAAGUAACAAGAAAAAGCAAGACUAGGAUAGACAUUGACGACUUCACGGCUUACCGUCGAAUUUGAAUUACUGCCAGCUAACUCCGUCAUUCGUGCGUCACAUCAGAGAAACGAAUGUGUCUCGAAUACGUCGGAUACAUCAGGAGAAUUGGAUCUAUCAGUGAUACGAUAGUGCCGAAGACAAGAUUUUCAUGAGAACUGAAAAAGAAGCAGUGUAUAAGCAUCAAAAUGAGAGGGGAAAAAAGUGCGUCUUCGAUGAAAAGUGACUUGGUGGAUGGCUCGUUCGUUCGAAUUGAAAUGAGAAUCAUAAUAUAAAAAGUUAAAAGUGAAUUGUUUCCUUGGCAAUAUGUAAAUUCGAAGGAGGAACUCCGUCGGGUUCGUUUGCGUCAACGUGUCAUUCGCAAAGACAAACGACUAGAGAGGCAGAGUAAGAGAAAUCAAAGGAAGAAAAAAAAAGAAAGAGAGAGAGAGAGAGAGAGAGAGAGAGAGAGAACAAAAAAAACAAUCUCAGAUAGAAGUUCAUUUUGAUUGAUAUGCACCAAUCGAUUAAUAUCAACUUCGUGUCAGUAUAUAUGAAAGAAAGUGAGAAGAAAAUCGUCCUAUUAGAAGUGUUCCAGUUUGAUCAGUGACAUCAAGUGUGCCGAAGCGUCGCGGAGAAAAUUUCGUUGACUUUGUUCGUUGUCCAUGAAGAAUAGUGUCGAAUGAAGAAGGAAAAGGGAAGGAAAGUAAAGCGGAAGUCGUCGAAAAGAAGAAAGAAACGGAAUGGAUUCGCAGAACGGCCCGGUGCUGGACCGAUGGAGUAUCUGCUCGGCUGAGGAGGAACCGCUGGUGUUGCAGCAGUUCCUCAGGUUCGCCGAGACGCGUCCGUUCGUGCAGCAGCUGCUGCUGGCCGCCGGAACGCCGGGGACGGAUGCUAUGUCACCAAGCAGACGACCUUCGCCGCCGACGAUGCCACUAGCACACUUGCCACCGCCCUUGCACCUGCUCCACUGCGGCCUCCCACCGCCGGGUUCGAGGUUGCCACCACCGUUACCGCCGCCUCAUCCUCCACCCCCGGUUUCGCACCCCUCAAUUUCGCCUACUACGCAGAAGCAUUAUUCGUCAGCCACGACCGGUGGUAAUCCAGGAAUAACGAGUAAUCGGGGGAACUCGCCACCGAGAACUCUAGAUUCACAUAUGAACGUGUCACCACUUAACAGACUGCAAAGCAUGCAACCCUUCGAUUUUCGUAAAUUGGGUACAUUAGGCUUGCCAGCGUUUACACCAUUACCACCUGUACCACCUACCGAGCAACUUCUGCAGAGUCGAAAGUCCAUGAGAAAUCCUCAAAGUCCUCAUAGUCCGCCCCAUCAUUCGUCCAGUUCGCAAUUACAGAGGCCUCAUGUGCCAGUGGCACCGGUUUCUUCGUCUGCGCUUAACUUUGGUCAUCCACUCUCCGUCGCUGUUUCCUCGGGAGCCUUACCACCUACCUUUCCCAGUCAUUUCCCACCGCCACCACCGAUGGUUAAAUCGACGGGUUCCAUUGCCGGCCUGACAGCACCUACGGACGUACACAGUGGCGGUGAAAAGAGUAGCGAGUUUGGCUCGGAAGAGGAUGAGGAUGACGACGAAAACUCCGAUAGUGCAUUGAACCUCAGCAGGCGUGACGCCGCAUCGAAACACGUGGCAGCCGAACAUAGACAUCCUCCACCUUUGCCGCUUCAACCUGCGCCUUUAGGAAGGCCACCUGGUAUACCCGGUAGAAAGCCUCAUUCGCCUGGAAAAAGACCAACGGGACAAUGGGGUGCUUCUGCCAAUAUGCCACCCAAUCUAGGCACGCCCUUCAUCAAUCCAACCACUGGUAAGAAGAGAGUUCAGUGCAACGUUUGCCUGAAAACAUUUUGCGACAAGGGUGCCCUCAAGAUCCAUUUCAGUGCGGUACAUCUCCGAGAGAUGCAUCAGUGCACCGUCAAGGGUUGCAGCAUGAUGUUCAGUUCGAGGAGAUCAAGAAAUCGGCACAGUGCCAAUCCAAAUCCGAAACUCCAUUCGCCACAUCUCCGAAGGAAGAUUUCACCACACGAUGGUCGCUCCUCAAUGGCUCAUGCGUUAGUUCUACCACCUCAGGUUGGUCUUCCCGUGCCAGCAACAGGACUCAAUCAUUUGCCCUUUGGUUCGUUUCCUCUGUUAACUCCACCAUCCGAACUGCGUUCACCUGCCUCUCUCUGUGCCUUGGACUUCAAGCAUCUCGACCUGUCUUCAACGCAGAGCCAAGGUAGACCUUAUGAGGAAGCUCUUCAACAGAGAAUGCCAGUGAGCACGGGCUUACCUACUAGCACGGUUUCCACAACAGUGUCUAUGACGACGAGUAGUGGAGCGUCUACCGUUGCCGCGUCGAUGACCACUACUACAACGACGACUAGAGGUGGAUCGUUUUCAGGUGGUGCGACUAGUUGCACGGUGUCACCAUCGACAUCGAUGAUACCUGAGAAUGAAGAAGACGAUGACGAAGACGACGGUGGCAUUGUUGUAGUUGCCGAAGAUGAAACGAACGAUGUACCUUCCAGAUUGCAUUCUCGUAUGGCUCACGGCGAUGAAGACGACGAACAACCGGCUGACUUCAGUUUAGCCAAACGUCCGAAACUCUACUUCACCGAUAUGGCUGACGAAGAGAACAUCAGUAAUAUCGAUAGCAAUGAGGACGAUUCCGUUGGUGGCACCGAUCAGCAUUCCUUUAGUGUUGGUCAACACACCCUCAACUCGAAUACCCUUCUCCACAGCAGGGGAGUACGUAAAAGGAAAUCCCAGCAUCCAACGAGAUGCGCCGUUUUAUCGGAAGUGCAUUCUUCGUCAACGGAUGGUGACUCUUCAAACGACGAGGAACGGGUUCAGCGACGUUGUCAAUCGGAUGGUGGAAUCGUCCGAGCGAUAGACGAUUUUCAGAAUCAACCGGAGGACAUGUCGAUGUCACGACUCGAAGCAGAAGAACGUAAGAUCUCGCCAGCCUCGCCGAAGAAUCCAGACACGAAGUGCCGUAACUCACCGGAGACGACUUCAAUCAGUGAACGAGAAACAACGACGACGUUGGAGAGUGUCCGUAGAGAAACAGCAAAAGAGAAGGUCGACGAUCUACCUCAGGACGAACCGAGGGACCUCAGUUCGAGGGCGAGCAGUGUUAAAUCGCCAAAAUGUCAGAUCAGUCCAGAACCAAAAAGUUUGCAUGAACCAAGCGUGGAGGGUAACUCGACUACUGCAGUCUGUGAUUCGGCAUCUGAGUCUCAAGAACGGGCGAGACGAAACAAAAUAGGAGAACAAGAAAUGCAGGUCGGUAAGAGCGAAGAUAAAAUUGUGGUUUCGAGAAACGAGUUGGAGACGACAGAGGACAAGAUCAUCCGACAAAACUCAGACGAUGUUAGGAGGCGAGAUGAAGAGGAACAGGAGGAGGAGGUGGAGGAUGAGGAGAACGAGAAGACGCAGGACGAGGAAGAUGAGCCAAUGGAGGAGGUCGAGGAUGAUGAUGAUGAUGAUGAGGUGGACGAAGCGCUGCGCAAUCAGGAAGGUGAGCGUCCCGAUGAUCCCCCCCGUGCCCCGAGCUCGGUCGAGAGCCGUCCAACGACAGCCGACGAGCUCUCCCACGACUCCUCGACCAACACUUUGCGUCAACUCGAGUCCUUGUCGCAGGGUCGCACGAUGAUGCCGUACACCGAGACGCAACGGGUGGCUUCGAGGUCUGGCCGCGGCUCUACCAGCCCCGUCAGCCUCACGACGCACCAGGAGACCACCAUGGACAACUCCUCACAUGGCUCUCGUUCAUCCAGCGCUUCACCCUCCACAGCGGCCAUGGAUAUGGACAAUAGCCUGAUAACCUACGCGAGAUACGAGAAUGGUGGCUUCGUCAGUACCCAGGAGGUUCCGCUUGAUCGUGAGAAUCCACGGCGUUGCACGGCCUGUGGCAAGGUCUUUCAGAAUCACUUUGGUGUGAAAACUCAUUACCAGAACGUCCAUCUCAAGCUGAUGCACCGUUGCAGCGUUGACGGUUGCAACGCGGCCUUUCCCUCGAAGAGGUCCCGUGAUCGUCACUCUGCCAAUCUCAAUCUCCAUCGGAAGUUACUCUCGACCUCCUCGAGUCCGCCCCUUUCAUCAGGUAGCCUGCCAUCCAGUUUGUCGCCGCGUGUCGAGGAUGCUCCGAUGAAUCCUCUUCUGCACAACGAGUUCCUUGCGAGACUCUACGCUGACGCGGGUAUCGGUACUGCUGGGAUCGGAGCCGCCGCAGCCAUUGGUACGGGCAUCGGUCCACUCGGUGCUUAUCCCCUGACACCUAGACUUCCACCAUCUGCGGUAGAUCUAGCUGCUAGGAUACCACCGCCGCAUCCGUUGCUUCUUCCACCUCAUCUGGGCGCCACAUUUCCAGGCCUGUCCUCUUUUGCCUCACACUUGGCUGGGCUGAAUGGUUUGACUCAUCAACACUUGAACCACCUGACGAGACUCUCUCAGGAACAAGCAACCAGACAACCCUCUCGCUCGGCCUCACCGUUAUCAUCUCCUGGCUCGGAUGAUAGGAAAGAGGAAGCCAGAUGUACCGUACCAGGCUGCGAUCGCGUCUUUGGCUCGAGAGCUGUCAGAGACGCACACUCGAGGGAUCCCCAGGCUCAUCGAGAUCUGUCGAUUCUCUCUACUAGCGGCUCGUGACCGUUCUUCUGCCGCGAACGCGACUAUUAUCCCUUACUGUGAUGCCAAAAUCCUAAACGACGAUUCCGAUCGAUCGCCGAUCAUGUUGAUCUCCCAGGGUAUCCAGGAUCCACCCGUUCUAUCGUCUCGCGCUAAUCCACGUGCAAUAUAAUCGAAGGACAACGCCUAAAAAAAUAUCGCUGAUCAUUCGUUACAUUCACUUCUACUUUUAUUCUACUUGCGUUCGUCAAUUUUCUUCUUCAAAUCGGCUACGAUCUCAAACAAUCGACGUGCUUCGAACGCUCCAAUCUAGUCAACUUGGUAUCUCUAUCGGUGGGUCCAGAAGUCGAUAAGAAUUCUCGCACAAAGAGAACCAACCUGUCCGAUUCCUGAAAUUUCGUGUUUCUCUUCGCUUGGAGUUCUAGCACGAUUACCGAAGCAUAUCUGUGAGGCGCAGUGAUAUUUUUGAGGGCGCUUUGUCUUCUUCCCAGCUGCGCGAGUACUUUCAGCUCAUAAACUAUGAUUUCUUUCUUUCUUUCCAUCACUUCUUCUUUCUCUGUUUCUCCAUUUGCAAGAAUUUAUUUGUUUUUUUUUAGACCAUCAAAGUUACGAACGGAAAAAUAGAAAUAUGAAAAAAAAAGAGAAAGGGAAAAAGAGAGAAGGAAAGAGAGAGAGAAAGAAAGAGAAAAGAGAGAAAAAUAGGAUCAACAAUACCAUUUGAAAGGAGAACACGAGACGAGAGGGGUGGAUCGAGAGUACCGACUCGGUGUGUUCGAGAAAAAGGCGUUCGCGUUAAUCGAUCCCCAGAUCGAUACGCGAUCUAAUUUUAUCAUCGUUGUGAUAACGUAACGUUAGCGAAUACGUCACUAUUUAAUCAAUAAUCAAUUAGCACUGCUGUAUAUAUAAACAUAGUACCUUUCGGUGUAUCGCGUAAUUAUCGAUUAAGCUACGAGGGAAGCGCGACCGAUCGACGGACGUUUUUACCCGAAUCGGGGAUAAACAGACCGUGAGAAGAGAAGACUUUUGUAAACGGUUCGAAUAAACGAUAGGAAUGAGGACUUUAAAUUAGCGAAUAAAAAAUCGGAGCGAUAUCAAACGAUAUGUUGGCAGCUA
Molecule: messenger RNA, 5991 nt
Organism: Vespa crabro (European hornet)
Lineage: Eukaryota; Metazoa; Arthropoda; Insecta; Hymenoptera; Vespidae
Product: zinc finger protein basonuclin-2-like
Exons: 3
Coding region: 997-4899 (1300 amino acids)
Biological process (GO): regulation of DNA-templated transcription
Cellular component (GO): nucleus
Source: RefSeq, a predicted model, not a curated record